Molecule: messenger RNA, 1585 nt
Organism: Stegodyphus dumicola
Lineage: Eukaryota; Metazoa; Arthropoda; Arachnida; Araneae; Eresidae
Biological process (GO): DNA replication
Molecular function (GO): DNA-directed DNA polymerase activity; nucleotide binding; DNA binding
Source: RefSeq, a predicted model, not a curated record
UUUAUCAAAUGAAUUUUUUUUCUUCUAAGUGGGUGAUAUUAUUUUCGAAUGGAAGAAAUUUUUUAAAAUUAUUUAUUAUCUGCAGGGAAAGAGUUAAAAUGAUAUUUUUACAUCUGUACUGAUUUUCUUGAAGCUAUGUUACUGCUGGCGCCAUCUAGCGUCCAGAACAUCAUCUAAAAGUAACAGGAUCGUAAAAAAAAAUAAUAUGAAAAUGUAAUAUAUUUCCUUUUCACGGGGUACGAACUCGCUACCACCCAAUAAUUAAUAAAAAGGGAUUGAGGGGGACCGCAUCCAAGUCUUUAAGCGAUACCCCACAAUUCCUUGGUUGAUAUGGUUCUUAAUUAUCUGCAUAAGGUUUUUCCGUGCUCCGCCAUCUUGGAUUUCCUCUAUAGCCGCCAUUUUGAAGAAUUUUCUUGGUGGGUAAAUGACGUCACCCUUAUCAUGUUUGUGCAUGAUUUGGUUGGGAAAUGGCGUCUGCCUUUUCACUCCCUUUGUGUAGACAUCCGCGUAGGUGAACGAAUACAUUUCUGUGGACCAAUCAGAAAGCAGAAAAAUGAUGUCAUGCCCUCUUAACCAAUCCGCGUAUUCAGACAAAGUAAAAAGUUCGGAGCCGAGUUUCAACCGCUGGAUUGCCUCCGAAAUUCAUUACUUGCUAAAUUCUAGAAGUUUGUUACCACGCUUUUUGAAAAAACAAGAAAUUCUCUUCGUAUCUGCGAAAAUGGCUUCAAGAAACAGUAAACGUUCUUUGGAACCCUUUUUUGAUCAAUGUGAGGAUUCCGAUGUAUCUGUAAGAGAUUCUAAUGAUCAAUGUGAGGAUUUCCAUGCGCUUUUAAGAGAUUCUGAUGAUGAGUGCCUGAGUGAAACAUCUCAAAUAUUCAUCGAAAAUCCUAUUGACGGCAUUGAAAAUUAUUUUAGUGAUUCAGGAGAUGAACUCUUAAGUGAAACUUCGCAGAUAUUUUUGGAGAAUCCUUUGGUUUUGCCUCUUUACUAUCAAGUAGGCUCGGGAUAUGAGACUCAACCUUCUGCUCCAUCUAAAGGACCUGCAUAUGUGGAACAUGACAUUUCAGUAAAUAUGGAAAAUGCUAUUAUACUCAAAGAGAAGGCACGGCGUCGUAACCGAAAGUAUCAAGGCGAGGAAAUAACCUUCCAGGCACGUGUUGAUAUGAAUCGUCUGCCUCAAAAUAUUCGCAACAGGCCUCUUCUAGCCGUAACUGAAUCUGUUAGACAGCUGUUUGAAAUAUUAAUUCAACGGUCAACAGAAAAUCUAAGGCCGACAGAUUGGAUACGAAUGUGUAUCCAAGCCGAUGGAUUGGAUAAACCCAUGUCUACGAAAAUUAUUGCCGUAUCUUCCAUGACGGUGGAGACCGUAUUAUCGGUUAUUAUGAAAGUUCUGCAGUCAAAAGAUGAAAUUCGGCUGGAUUCAGGCUUCCUAGUAGAUGUGAUCACGAUUCGCAGGGAUAUCGGUGCAGGUAGAGCAAAGAUAAUCAACAUUCAAGUAGAUCGUCUUAAAAAACGCUCUGUCCUUUCCAUCCCGUCAGAUGAUGAAGGGUUGUGUGUUGCGCAAAAGCAAUCGUAUAUGCCCUAG